AUGAUGAGGAAGCAUGACAGAGAUCAUCCGCCUGCAGACUCAAAAGUCUAUACACCUUGAGGCUAUGGAGAUCUUGUCGAAAGAAACGAUCACAAAGCAAUUGUGAAGUUUACAUGGGGCGGAAUAGGAUAUAUCGAAUCUUGCAGUAUAAGUUAUAGCAUCUCAUUUCAAGUAAAGAUUUUCUCACGAGACCGAAAACUCCUAACCUUCGAUUGAAAUAUCUCCCAGGAUUUCUCCAAUCUCUUUUCACAAUUAAAAAAGCAGCUUUCCCUAUCUGCAGGCACUUUCAUAAAACUUCUCUACCCAAUGGGCUCGCUCCGAGAGAUCUCAGCAUCAGAUACACCAUAUUCCCUUAAGCUCAAAAGAAAUGCUAAAUUCAUUGCACUACUAAGGCAAAACUUUUUCUGAAAUGAGAGCAAAAAAGCAGCAAACAUCGAAAUUUCUAAUAAUGGCUUAACAGCUUUAAAGAAAACAGAAGACGAAUUUGAAACUGUAUUGGCAAAUAUCUGCUUAAGUACUGGCUCUUAUUUUUGGGAAAUAAAAAUCGAUAUGCUUGUAGAUGACGAUGAUAUUUUUAUUGGAGUUGUCGACGAAAAUGCUCCUUUAGUUGGCCACCCUCCUGACUUAGGGCUGUUCUGGGGAUUUCGAUGCAGCGGAGGGAAAAAAUUUAGACCAGACUCAGGGAUUGAAGAUUAUGCAGAAACAGUCGGAACUGGAGAUGUUGUUGGAAUUCGACUGGAAUAUAACGGGGAUAACGGGUCUCUUAGUUUUUCGAGAAACGGGAAAGAGUUUGGAAUUGCUUAUACGAAUGUUCCAAUCAAUGUUUUUCCCGCAGUUUCUUUGUUUUAUCAAAGGACACAAAUCACAUUAAUUUGCAAAAAUUAA
Molecule: messenger RNA, 885 nt
Organism: Blepharisma stoltei
Lineage: Eukaryota; Ciliophora; Heterotrichea; Heterotrichida; Blepharismidae
Source: the annotation of a GenBank genome assembly